AACAAACCAAGACAAAAUUAGACAUGACCUCUAAUUUACUGAAUAUCUGUAGGCGUGGUUUUCACACGAGUUCUGUAAGACAGCAAAUAAUCCAAAGUGAGACGCCCACCAAACGGAUAUGCAUUGUGGGCGCCGGACCCGCCGGUUUCUAUGCGGCCCAGUAUCUGCUGAAGAACCUGGGCGACUGCGUUGUGGAUAUUGUUGAGAAGCUGCCGGUUCCCUUCGGUCUGGUGCGGUUUGGCGUUGCGCCUGAUCAUCCGGAGGUCAAGAACGUCAUCAACACCUUCACGAAGACGGCCGAGCAUCCGCGUCUUCGCUUCUUUGGCAAUGUCAGCCUGGGAACGGAUGUGAGCCUUCAUGACCUGAGGAACCAAUACCACGCCGUUCUCCUCACCUAUGGCUCCGACCAGGAUCGGGAGUUGCAGCUGGACAACGAGCAGCAGAGCCAUGUGAUAUCUGCCCGCAAGUUUGUGGCCUGGUACAAUGGGCUGCCGGGCGCAGAGCAUCUGGAGCCAGACUUGAGCGGACGCGAUGUGACGAUUGUGGGUCAAGGCAAUGUAGCAGUGGACGUGGCACGCAUGCUCCUCGGUCCCCUAGAUGCACUCAAAUCCACAGACACGACGGAGUACGCCCUGGAGGCACUCUCUCGCAGCCAGGUGGAGCGGGUUCAUCUGGUUGGACGGCGCGGUCCUCUGCAGGCUGCCUUCACCAUUAAGGAGUUGCGCGAAAUGCUCAAGUUGCCCAAUGUUCAAACACGCUGGCGCUCGGACGAUUUCUCGGGAAUUGCCACACAGGUGGAGCAGCUGCAGCGUCCACGCAAGCGACUUACCGAACUGAUGCUAAAGAGUCUAAACGACCAGGGAAAGAAUUCAUCUCCGGGCACAAAGCAGUUUCUGCCAAUUUUCCUGCGUGCCCCAAAAGCCAUCACUGAGGGCGAAAUGGAAUUCUCUGUAACAGAACUUCAGCAGGACGCCGCUGUUCCCACACAUGCUACCGAACGUCUGCCAGCGAAUUUGAUUUUACGCAGCAUUGGCUACAAGUCGAGUUGCGCUGACGCCGACAUUAGUUUUGACUCCCGGCAAGGAUAUGUUCGCAAUCGAGAGGGUCGCGUCCUGAAGGUAGACGCCACAGACAACGUCGAUGCUGGUUUGUAUGUGGCAGGAUGGUUGGGUACAGGACCAACUGGCGUUAUAUUAACCACAAUGAGUGGCGCGUUUGCUGUGGCCAAAAAUAUCUGUGACGACAUUGCAUCCAAUGCCUUAGACACGAGCUCAUCAAAGCCUGGCUUCGAGGCGGACGACAAACGAGUGGUCACGUGGGACGGCUGGCGACGUAUCGAUGAUUUCGAGAUGGAAACGGGCAAGGCAAAGGGAAAGCCACGUGAGAAGAUAGUCAGCAUAGCCGAAAUGCUGCGAAUUGCCGGUGUAUAAGAAUUCCUGUUACUGUUUUUCAAUACAACCUUUGUUAUUCUUUACAAAACUAUUUAACUUUUAAGGAUCUGUCAUGAGAGACCUUUGUAAAGUAUUGUUAAUUCCAUACCCAUGAUUAAAGAUUUGUAA
Molecule: messenger RNA, 1559 nt
Organism: Drosophila persimilis
Lineage: Eukaryota; Metazoa; Arthropoda; Insecta; Diptera; Drosophilidae
Gene: dare
Product: NADPH:adrenodoxin oxidoreductase, mitochondrial
Exons: 4
Coding region: 24-1430 (468 amino acids)
Biological process (GO): ubiquinone biosynthetic process
Cellular component (GO): mitochondrion
Source: RefSeq, a predicted model, not a curated record